Messenger RNA from Coregonus sp. 'balchen', 20521 nucleotides. Lineage: Eukaryota; Metazoa; Chordata; Actinopteri; Salmoniformes; Salmonidae. The record is from the annotation of a GenBank genome assembly.
AUGCCUAUGAUUGACAAUUGCAGUCAGAGCUUUGCCACUGGGAAUCAGGCUCCAAAGGACACUGAAAAGCCUAUAAAUGGUAAGUUCACAAUAUUAUAAACUUUUCUUUCAAUCAAGAAGUGUUUGAGUUCAAUCUUAACCUCUGAAUUGUAUAAUAAUGUCUAAGGAUUACGUUUGACUCCUCCAACAACCCUUGUCAAGCCUGAUAGCAGUUCCUAUUUAUAAUGUUCUCCAUUGCAACUGCUUAGCUUGGUCAAAGGAAAGCAGUUACCACUGUCUGAAUUACAUGAGUAUAAUAAUUUUUACAUUGCUUGAGAAAGGUGCAUACAUGUUAUUUUUUCUUUGAGGAUCUAUUUGAAUGGUUGAAAGGUUUCCCAGAGAUUAAUCUAGAUCAACAUUUAACAGUAUUCACAGCUGUUUUCUCUGUUCUUUUCCAGCAACUCUUACACCGGUAAGACACUGUAACUUGAAACUGGGGCUUUGAUCCAUGACAAGCUGAGCUUUUUUCACUCAAGGACCAGUCUUAUGUAGUAGACACUUAUCCUUUAUAUUUGUGGGAAUAUCUGUUGAGUGGACAAUGACUUCCAGAAGACCAAUGACCCGUUCUUACUCUGGCAAUGGGAGGUCCGGCGGCAGCUACAAUGAGGAUGAGGUCAGCUCUUCGAAUGGCCGCUCGGAGAGCUGCAACUACCUCUCCAAUGUCAGGCCUGAAAACAGGUAGAUGACCUCUUCUUCCUUGUUUCAUUGUGAUGCUAGGUGUUUCAGUGUGACUCUGUCCACCACACACAUUCAUUAAUCAAUCAAUCAAUCAAUCAAAUGUAUUUAUAAAGCCCUUUUUACAUCAGCAGAUGUCACAAAGUGCAAUACAGAAACCCAGCCUAAAACCCCAAACAGCAAGCAAUGCAGAUGUAGAAGCACAGUGGCUAGGAAAAACUCCCCAGAAAGGCAAGAACCUAGGAAGAAACCUAGAGAGGAACCAGACUCUGAGGGGUGGCCAGUCCUCUUCUGGCUGUACCGGGUGGAGAUUAUAAGAGUACAUGGCGACUUAUGGCCAGAUUGUUCUUCAAGAUGUUCAAACGUUCAUAGAUGACCAGCAGGGUCAAAUAAUAAUCACAGUGUUGUAGAGGGUGCAACAGGUCAGUACCUCGGGAGUAAAUGUCAGUUGGCUUUUCAUAGCCGAGCAUUCAGAGGUCGAGACACCAGGUGCGGUAGAGAGAGAGAGUCGAAAACAGCAGGUCCGGGACAAGGUAGCACGUCCGGUGAACAGGUCAGGGUUCCCUAGCCGCAGGCAGAACAGUUGAAACUGGAGCAGCAGCACGACCAGGUGGACUGGGAACAGCCAGGAGUCAUCAGGCCAGGUAGUCCUGAGGCAUGAUCCUAGGGCUCAGGUCCUCCGGGAGGGGAGGGAGAGAGGGAGAGCGAGAGAAUUAGAGGGAGCAUACUUAAAUUCACACAGAACACCAGAUAAGACAGGAGAAUUACACCAGAUAGGACAGACUGACCCUAGCCCCCCGGCACAUAGACUAUUGCAACAUAGUUACUGGAGACUGAGAUAGGGGUGGGUCGGGGGACACUGUGGCCCUGUCUGACGAUACCCUCGGACAGGGCCAACCAGGCAGGAUAUAACCCCACCCACUUUGCCAAAGCACAGUCCACACACCAAUAGAGGGAUAUCAAAAGACCACCAACUUACUACCUUGAGACAAGGCUGAGUAUAGCCCAUGAAGAUCUCCUCCACCGCACGAGCCUGAGGGGGCGCAAUACCGGACAGGAAGAUCAUGUCUGUGACUCAACCCACUCAAGUGACGCACCUCUCCUAGGGACGGCAUGGAAGAGCACAAGUAAGCCAGUGACUCAGCCCCAGUAAUAGAGUCAGAGGCAGAGAAUCCCAGUGGAGAGAGGGGAGCCGGCCAGGCAGAGACAGCAAGGGCAGUUCGUCGCUCCAGUGCCUUGCCGUUCACCUUCGCACCCCUAGGCCUGACUACACUCAAUCAUAGGACCUACUGAAGAGAUGAGUCUUCAGUAAAGACUUAAAGGUCGAGACAGAGUCUGUGUCUCUCACAUGGAUAGGCAAACCAUUCCAUAAAAAUUUAGCUCUAUUGGAGAAAGCCCUGCCUCCAGCUGUUUGCUUAGAAAUUCUAGGGACAAUAAUGAGGCCUGCGUCUUGUGACUGUAGCGUACGUGUAGGUAUGUAUGGCAGGACCAAAUCGGAGAGAUAGGUAGGAGCAAGCACAUGUAAUGCUUUGUAGGUUAGCAGCAAAACCUUGAAAUCAACCCUAGCCUUAACAGGAAGCCAAUGUAGAGAGGCUAGCACUGGAGUAAUAUGAUCCAAUUUUAUUUUGGCCAUCUCAACAUAUCUGUGGAGGCUUUUCUAGUCCAAAAUGCAAAUGUUACAUGGCAGGUAAUAACCAUGUAACAGUAUUUCAGCAUUCUAAAGAAAAGCACAACUCUUAGAAUACCGGUAAGAAUUCUUCAUUUGUAGCCUACUUUAUAAAUACAACUGAGUCCCGUGUAAAAUCAUCAAAACCACCAAUAUGACUGAUGGGAUGCCUGUAUUUGCCUCAUCUAUGAAUAGCUACUCAAAGUAUUCUCAAAUCAGGUCAUCGAAGUAAUGCGUUCUUUUAAAACAUACAUUCUAACUAACAUAUUAACCUCACAUCCCGGUUUACCCCCAAGAGUGAAAGAGCAAACCUACACCUGUUUUUAACAAUGCUGUAUGUGAAUAUGUUAUAUUGACUUCUUUGAUGUUAUUGAACAUCAACGUUGAUGUACAAUUUCAUUCAUACAAAGUUAUAAAUAUUUUCAACAACGUUAUAGGUACUGUUACCAUGUCACUUUUUCAACUGCUAAGAAAUGUUAAAUGUUUGAGAGAGCAAUCUCAAUCUCCCUUCACAAUCAGUAAUGAUUAUUAACUGCCUUCUUCCCCUCCCUGGAAUAAACAACCCACUGGGCAAAGACGUCUAUUCGACGUCUAUUCCACAUUGGUUCAGCGUAAUUUCAUAAAAAUGAUGUGAAAACAACGUUGAUUCAACUGCUAUUUGCCCAGUGGGAAGUGUAGAAUGAAUAAUGGUUGGCUAAAAGAUACUUGAAAUAUUGGCUUUCUCAUUGGAAAGUACUUCAGCACAUGCCCUGAAGAACAGACACUAAAGCUAAAGCACCCUUUCUGUCUCCAGGAGUACAUUGUUUGGUGUGAUGGCUCAGCUGACUGAGGACACCCAGCCUGUAUUUGAGACCACCUUAAAAUCCAAGGCCGUGUCAGAGAACUGUAAUGUGAAGUUGACAUGUGUGGUUACAGGUAGGCCUACACUAAACAACCUCCCUCAGAGUUGACAUACUUACUUGCAUUUGUGUAUGUGUGUUGGAAUGCGUUAGAUAGAUAUGACUAGGCGAUGGUACUAGUCAUUCUGUGGUUAGUUUGAAAUCAAAGCAGAGAGACAAACCUACUUCUGAACAGCGAUGCAAACAUGAAUUGAGAAGGGCGAUUCAUAUAUAAACGUUGAUUGAAGACAAUGCAAAGAGACAAGUUACUUUAAAAUGCUUAUAACUGCUUAUGAAUGCUUAUUCUUAUGUUUUCUUCUAUAGCUUAUUCAUUAACGUGAAAAUAAAAGAAAACUGUUGAAAAGUAAAGGCAGCUCAGACUAAAUUAGCAAUGGCAUAAUGUUGGCGCAGAGAGGCAAGACAUAAAUAGGAUUAAACAUCUAAGCGGGUUUUGCUGUUGCCUUCCCCCCGGCAUCUGAGUUGGCCCCUUCUCAACCACAGCAGUAGAACUUGUGGCCUUGCAAACUGCUAUGACUCAACAGUCUGAAACAGGCCUUGGUUCUUGAUACAAUUUCCUUUCAAACUUUCUGUUCCUUUGUAUUUUUUUUGCUGAUUAAUUCAUUCAUAAGGUGCAUGAAAAAACAACUAAUGGCUACUGUGUUCAUACCUCAAGGAUAACCUGGAAAUUAGAAUAAUGAUCAUAAGUGGCAUAAUCUUUAUGAGAGAUAAACAUUAAACUAUAUCUAAUCAAAAAUAGAUUUUUUGAGUAUUUAACCUGGUCAUUAUAUUACACUGUAUGUCUGUGAUGUGCCAUCUCCUUGUGAUGUCCACAGGAAACCCAGCCCCAGAACUGACGUGGUACAGAGACGACAUGGAGUUGGACCGAUACUGCGGUCUUCCAAAAUAUGAAAUUGGCCGCAAUGGAAAAACCCACACACUCCAAAUUUACAAGUAUGUAAAACAAUGAGAAUACCAUACACCAUUUACACCAGAUAAUAAAUGUCACGAAAUUCAACGAUUAGAAUUUGGGUUUAGAAGAUGUGUAUUCUUGUGCUCAAUGGUGCCUGCAGUGUUCCCAAAAUAAUUUGAGUCUCUCUCUUUGCAGCUGCACAGUGGAUGAUGCAGCCAUCUAUCAGGCUUCAGCCAGGAACAGCAAAGGCAUUGUCUCCUGCUCUGGGGUUCUGGAGGUGGGCACCAUGAGCGAGUUCAAGAUCCACCAGAGGUUCUUUGGCAAGCUGAAACAGAAGGCAGAGAACAAGAAGAGGGAGUUGGAGGAGAGCAGGAGAAGGGGCAAGGAGACCGUCCAGAAGGCGCCUCAGGAACAGAAGCCUCUCCAGAGCAGCCCGAUCCCUCCUCAGAGGAAGCGCCGGACCCCAAGCGCCCCCUCUUCACCACCGGAUGGGGAGGAGAACACAGUCAGCCAGGGGGCAGCUGUUGUAGAACCUAAUGGGGCCGGUGCUGAAGUCAGUGAACCGACCCCAGUGACGACUACAGAGAAUGGGAGCAAGACUCGCAGCAAUGACUUUGACAACAUGGAGAUUGUCACCACCAAGUCCCCAACCACAGAAACCUUUGCCAAAAAAAAGAUAAAGAUCUCAAAUGGUGUAGAUUCUGGGGUUGUCAGCAGUAACAGUAGUCAUACAGGACCAGGCACCAGUGAAAAUGCAUAUGAUGGAGGAAUAAGUUUGGCUCAAUUUCUGGCAGAGACCCUUCAUUCACAGACUGCUGAAGAAAAGAAGAUCCCUGCACGAGUGGAGGAAACUGUGGCAGUGGAGGCAAUGGAUACUACUACCGCAGAUCCUAAAACAGAUGCAGAAAAACAGAAAGAGAGAGAGGAGCAGGGGAGAGAGAGGGCAGAAAGAGGAAGGGCGGAGAGAGAGAGGAUGCUUGGAGAAGAACAGGAAAGAGAGAAAAUGUCAAUUGAGGGAGAAAAAGAAAGAGCAGAGCAGUUGCAAAGGACAACAGGACAUAACAACACUGCCUCAGAGGUCAGAAUGGAGGCUAAGGCGCAUGCCCAUAAGGAGGGAGAUCCUCAUGAUUACCACCACAUUCAGGAAACUCUUUCCAAUGUGCUCCACUCAGUCAAAUACUUUUUCUUUGGUAAGAGUAAGAAGGAUCAUGCUUCUUCUGAGCAUCAUGUGAAAGGUCAGGAGAGGGACAGAGGUCAUCCAGUUGACCCAACACAGCCGUACCCUAGCCCUCCCCAUCCACAGGAGCCGGAUGGUCACCCAGAGGUAUAUAAAAAACCCACAGAGGAGACAGUGCACAUGGUGGUAGAUAGGCCACAGGAAGCACCAAAAACUGUGGUACCACACAAGCAGCUGGUGUCAUUUGAGAUGUUGAACCCAGCUGAACACAUGCAUGGAUUUACUGUUUCACACUCAGAAAAACCCCCGCCAGCUCCCAAAAGAGCACCAGAGAGUGUGCCUGAUUCACUGGAGCACGUUGAGCAGAAGGAGGUAUGUCCAGAGGUGAUGAUCAGUAGCAGUACAGACACAGUGCCCACAUCUGGCCUUCCAGCCCUCAGUGAGGUAAGUACCUUGUUGCUUCUGAGAUCAUCUUGAUGGCUCAGUCUCAGUCUGACACUGCAGUAGGCCAGGUUAUUUAUAGAUUGUACAUUUGAGCAACAAGACUUGAAUCUAACCACACCAUGCCAACAGCCAAAACUGUACAAAUGAUUAAGCCACAGCAAAUAGCCAGAUAAUGUCCAGAGUCCAGACUCCAGAGAACAUGGUGGAUGCAGAUGAAUGGUAUCAGAGACAAUGGGUUUGUUAGUUGUUCUGUGCUCUGGAGCAGACAGAACACACUUGCCCUUUAAGGAAACUAUCAGCAACAAGGGGACAAGUCAGCCAGGCUCUGUUACAUCAUCUAGACUGUUGAGAGUGCAUUAGUAUCACUCGAGAGCAACACCUCGCACAAUAUCGUGAAGGAAACAAGGAACCUGCCUACAUGAACAUGCCAACUUCUAUAAAAUAAUGAGACUGUUGGGGCAGUUUGCUCUUGACUAAUACAAAUAAUUCUCAGGGAGAUUGGAUGAGGUGAUGAAAAAAUGUGUCUUCACAAAAACUCCUAUAAAUUGCUCUGAUGAAACAAAUGUUGUAAUUCUCUGUGCACUGUUUCCACUGUGCUUUGAUGGUAAUCAUAAACCACUUGUCAAAAUUGGACCAACAUUCCAAAGAGGGCGGAGCGUGUAGACACAGGGUCUCAGUGGUCUUGUGGUCAGUAUGUAGAUAUCUCUGAGGCAGGCCCUAGCAUGAGAGUAGGACCUCUUCACAUUGGACACAUUCCUUACUGUCACCCUCAUCUUAAAAUAAACCUCUUUCUCUUUGGUAAUGGAGGAAGUCUCUCCAUACGUAGAGUGACUGGGAACUGGUGCUUUUAUCUCACUGUCAAACUCUCAGGGUUGUAUUAGCAUUCGUUUGCGUGUACUGUACUGAAGACAAUAGGAUAAGCCUACCAUUAUGUUGUGACCAUGAAAUAUGAUUACAUUUCAACAAUGAUGUAAUGGUUGGAUGAUGUAAUGGUUGUUUGAUUGUAAUCCUGCCAACAUGACGUACUGGCACUGUCCAAUUUCAUGUUAUACUGUAGACCAGGGGUGUCCAACCCUGUUCCUCGAGAGCUACCUUAAUGUAUGUUUUCGCUCCAACCCCAGUUGUAACUAACCUGGUUCAGCUUAUCAACCAGCUAAUUAUUAGAAUCAGGUGCGCUAGAUUAGGGUUUGAGUGAAAACCUACAGGAUGGUAGCUCUCCAGGAACAGGGUUGGAGACCCCGGCUGUAGACUAUGCAACAGUAUGGCUCAUAAUCGAUUAACAUCACUGGUAAACAGAUAUGGUUAUGUUUCAUGGCUUUACUUCCCUUCUAGUUGAAAUGCUGACAGAUUGUCUCAGUAAUGCAACUAGAAUCCACAUCUCUCUCAAUGCCAGUGACACAUGAUGACACAGAUUCUAUUAGUCCCCUAUGGUGGUAAUUUAAUUAACCUUCAAGUCUUCUGUCCAGUGUUUGUAUGGAUUAGAACAACGUGCAGUAAGGGGAGCCGCUCUCCACUCUCCACUCUUCACACACACUUACACCUGGCAAGCAGUGUUUUUGUGGAUAGGUUUCUCCAUAAUGUGGAACUGCAACUCCUCUUUUCUGUUGUAGCGAGUUAAUGUUAGAUGUUGGGGCACAUCAAUUGGAGGAACUCAUAACAUUUGACAGAACUUGUGCUUGCGCACAAGAGUGAAACUUCUGUGAAAUAAAGAGGCCUAGUUCUUGCCAGAGCUCCAUUUUUAGAUUGAACGUGACACCAGUUCCUCUCCAUUAACCACAACUUCUAUUUUAUGGGCUCUCCUGUUCUACCAUGUUGUCAUGGAACUGCACGUGGUUGGUUUCUGUCAGUAGCACAUGAAAGUGAUAUGUCAUUAAUGACUUAAGGAAAAAAUGAUCUGAGAAAAAGUCAGGGGAAGUUGUAGAUAGGACUGACAUAGAUUCCUCAAAAUGAUAAAUAUUAUUAUACAGUGUAAACUACAUAGUGCUCUUCAAACAAACCUGUAAUCCAUGAAAAAUAAACAUUUGUUUUAAGAUUAAGAUAGAAAUUGCUUUUGCCUCAGGGAUUGUUACUUUUAAAAGGCUCAGUCUUUCAAAACAGGAAACAUGUUGACACAAAUAUAAUGGAUGACUUUUACAUGAAAGUCACAUAGGUGUUGUCCCUAUUUCCCCAAAGACAACUGAAUUUUCUGAGUUUGUGCUGGGCAAUGGCAAAAUACUUUGAGCAUGAGUCACUUGAGGUGGGAUGAAAUUAUGGUCCCUUGCCAACAGACAGGCACUCAUUAAUUCAGCUCACUAGCUCAUUGUGUAAAUAACACACCUGUUAAAGGACUGAUCGGAGACCUAUGUACAGGUACUUGAGAAGUGUUCUCCCUGUUUCAUUAUUUGUUUCAUUUACAUUUUUAGUCAUUUAGCAGACGCUCUUAUCCAGAGCGACUUACAGUCGGGAAUUGAACCCACAACCCUGGCGUUGCAAACGCCAUGCUCUAUCAACUGAGCUACAUCCCUGCCGGCCAUUCCCUCCCCUACCCUGGACGACGCUGGGCCAAUUGUGCACCACCCCAUGGGCCUCCCGGUCGCGGCCGGCUGCGACAGAGCCUGGAUUCGAACCAGGAUCUCUAGUGGCACAGUUUGCACUGCGAUGCAGUGCCUUAGACCACUGCGCCACUCAGGAGUUUCAGUCUUAGGUAGUAUUUCGUAUUUUGGCUGUCAGACGUUUUUUGGAGACUUAUUUGCUCCGCCUUUCUUUUAUCGUGAUAAGUUCGUUAUUUUGUAUUUUGGCUUCGGGAUCACCAGUAAAGAUCCUUGUUUCACCAUCUCUGCCUACUGCCUAUCCUGCACCGCACCUGGGUCACACCUCACCCCAACCCUUACAGCCUGACAUGGAAACACCUCAAUUAUCCUAACACAAUGGUCUCCCUUCAAAUACAUUGCUGCAAAAUAGAAAAGCAUGAAACAGAAUAAACUAUUAGAAUGGUUGAAUUUAUUGCAUCUUCGUAUCAUCAAAUCAUAUGAUUAUUUUGUUGAUUAUACUGCCAUAUGUAAUACAGUAGCAGUAGUUUGAUUACAGGUUGUUUCCUUGUGUGGAAAAAAGAGGAGCUGUUUACCUUAUCUUGUGUAGACAAAGCUGUCAGUUUUGAAACACGUGACAUUUUCAAAAUCUUGGUUUCAACUAACCUCUAGCCUACUCAAUAUGGUAAGGACGUGUUCAUGAAAACUGACAGGUCGUAAAAAAAAAAAAGAGAUAUUGUCCGUGGUCAAACAAACACCACGUAAAUGUUUGCUGAUACAACAUGUUCACAAAGGUAAUACAGUUCACGUAUGUUGAAAACUCUGAUACUGUAUAGGGAUCUUUAGAUGUUCUGGCGUUAUAUUAUAUCUGUGGUCAUCCUUAAAGCUGAUUUAUUAUGGAAAAAAACUUCAGUCAGUCCAAAAGAAGCACAAAGUGUCAAAUAGUCAAAGGUCAACAUACUGGGCCUUGAUCAUGACUGUAAGUCGCUUUGGAUAAAUCGUCUGGUAAAUGGCAUAUACUUUAUAUUAUUUAUCAUGUGGUUGGCCAUAACAAAUAGUUUGUCAAUGAUUUCAAACCGCUCUCCAUUGCAGUUAAUGAUUAGUGGGUUGUGGUACUUCCCCAAAGCUAAGUGUAACUGUAAGUCGCUCUGGAUAAGAGCGUCUGCUAAAUGACUAAAAUGUAAAUGUAAAAUGUAGAUGAAGAUUCACAGUCCCAAUAAAUUAUGAUUGUAUACACAGUGUCGAUUUUAGCAUGUAAAUCUUGGUGGGGCAAACAAACAAAAUAAAUGUUUAGAUGCAUGCCAGCAAAGCCACUACACAACACAACACAACACAACACUAAACAAUACAUUAAUUGCGCUAUAACCAUGACAAACGGUGCCCACAAACUGUUAGAGCCUACAUAAAGCUGUCCCAACAGCAGAGUCCCAACACCUUACCACUGCUACACCUGGCUAUCAGCGGAGCCUUGACUGGCAGCGAAACAGUUCAUUCAGCCUCAUUUACUGCCUUUAAAAAAAACAUAGCUUAUAUGGUUGACUUGCUUAAACAAAUGUGGUUUCUACUGACAAUUGAGAUGUACAAACUAUGGCAUAAGGAGACGACGAGCGGAUAAGAGGCAAUCCGUAAUUUCGUUUAAGACAUUAAUGAGCGAGCUAGGACAGACGUAGUCAACACAACUUUUUGUUCAGCACUUUUGAAAUGUACACCAAGUCAGAACCGUAGGAUAAAUAAAGGGGGCAUAUACGCAGUAGGCUAAAUUAUGAGGGGAAAAGGGACCAAAUGAUUAGGGUAAGGCACAUAGGCUACUAACAGCUUACUACACAACAUACACUUAGUAUUACUUUCUUAGCUACAGUAUACAUAUCUCCCUGGCAUAUUACAUAAUUUAUGCAGUAGCACACAAUACAUUUUUGGGCUCACAUUGUGGUGCUGUGCUCACUUGAACAGGAAGGUGGCGCGGCGGUCCUUCGUGGGCAAAUUUGUCAUCAAACUUUGUCAUCAAAGUCAGGCAUUCUCUGGAUUUAUGGUGCUUUCAAGACAACUGGGAACUCGGAAAAAAACAAGGUCGAAUCAUGACGUCAGUGAUCUUCAGGUCGGAGCUCUAGAAAGAGGCCCGAGUUCCCGAUUUACAAUUCCGAGUUGGAUGACCGUUCAAAACUUAUUUUCCCAGUCGGAGCUCAUUUUUUCUGAGUUCCCAGUUGUCUUGAACUCACUGAAGUCUGAGAUUUCCCAGUUCCGAGUUUCCAGUUGUUUUGAACGCGGCAGAAGUCAUGCUGGAUUGACAGCAUGGCCAAUGUUGAAUGUUUAUCCUUUUAACCUUGUAAAAUAAACCCUUAAACCCAGACUUGGACCACACACCCACUCCACUGAAUAGCAGGCUAGUGAUUGCUUUGCAAUGCUUGCAGUUAGCCACUGAUUCCUUCCAAACCACUCAUUGUUGAAUUUGCGAUUUCCAACUUGUUGUGUAAUGUUUAUGUCCAAUGGCCGAUGAGCCAUUGUUUACAUACGUUUUAUCUAUAAUUUCUCUUCAUUAUUUCUCUUCAUUUGACAAGGAUUAAAAAGGAUUUGCCAGUAGAUUGUCGACUUGAUUCAUGAUGAUGACUGCUAGCUUGCUAGCUAAGAUUAUGAAAGUAUGAUGUUGACAGCCCAAUCAAAGCUACGGUAGAAAUAACGUGAUUUGACGUCAUUUUAUCUGUGGCCAAUUACCUUGAGCCUUCUUGGAUGGGCACUUCUAAUGUUACUCAAUGGUAGCACCCAAGGGUCUUGAAUUUUCCCCGUAGAUUUUGCGUUGACGUAUUGACCCCAUCAGUGACAAAACACUGAGCCAAUCACGGCGCAACUAGAGAACAUUACCAACCCCUACGCUCCGUAUUUUCCGCUGGCUGCCCCACCACCACAGAAAGCACUGAGCUAGGAUGAAACACCUGCAUUUUGGAGCUGCCUUACUCAAGAAAGCAAAACAGAGACCAUGUUUAUAUGCGGCUUUAUUAACUCAAUUAUAUAUAUUUUUUACAUUGUUUACAAACUGAUAUGUGACAGGUAUUAAUGCCAAAAUAACAUGCAAAACAGGCAUCAAACAAACACCUGCCCUGAAUGACGGGUCACCACUGUGUAUACACUACCACUAAUGUAAAUCCAAGCGUAGUAGUUAUCAUGGUGUUGUAAUGAAUUAUUGUGUUGUUCAGGGAUUUCAAAAUACCAUUUGAGUGUGUUGAUGUUUCGUGGUACUAAACAGCUGUGUUUGUUUUUGCCUCAAGGCAACUGUGGACCAGACCCAGGCAGACUCUGUCCCCCAUGUGGUUGUGUCAGCCACACAUGAGCCAAACAUCCAAGUGUUUUCUUCCAGGACUGAUCUGUUGACAAGACAUGAUGACAAAACUGAAGAUUUACACAAACAAGGUCCAUCUGACUCUCCACAGAGCCCAGACCACAGCAGUGGAGCAGGUCCCAAUAUGUCAAAUCUCACUAGUAUGGGUGACAUCGGGAGUGCUCCUAACAAUAAUGUCUCACCCACAGUCAACCUGGGCCUGAUGACAGUGACCACAGAAAGUGAGAAAGAGAAGGUAAUGCAUGUGGAUGAGAAGGGCAUUGGAAGUGUCUAUGAGACACAAGAGAAAUGUUCUCGUGCUUUUGAGGAGAAAGGAGAGAAAGGUGAUGUCAAAGCAGAGAAUCAACCAUGUCCCACUUUAAAUGUGAGUGUUUUAGAGGAGAGGAGAGAGAAGAUACAUAACAAGGAGAUCCAUUUCAAAAGUUUACUCCCAGAGAAUUCAGAGAAUGAUGGUCAAAAUAUACCAGAGGAAUGCCAUCCUGUGACAGGGGAGGAUCAUUAUCUCAACAUAAAAGAGAACUCUACCUUAGGUUUGGAGGAUAGUCUUGAAAGUGCCUUAAAAGUGGAAUAUACUCCUGCUUUGGAGAAAAGUUUAGUGGACAGUUCAUUUGGCAACCUGAAAAUACAAGAACAGGUGGCACCUAUUGUGCAGAAAAAGUCUGAGGAACAGGAUGUGAGCUUAGAGAGAAAUGAAGUACCGACCCACACUAUUGAGAGACAGGUUAAAACAGAAGAAAAGGUGACUGAAAUAAAGGUGGAAUUGCUGGGUGAAUCUAAGAUCCACUCAGAGACCCAGCCUGUGAAAGGCUCUGCCAUUGUGUCCCCUGAGCCACCAGUGGCAGCAUCAGUUACCAGUCCAGAGGCUAAUUCCACUAAUCUGGGUGGAUACUUUGGAAAUGUACCAGAGAUUAGAAUGGUAGAUUCUGCUCUUAAAAUCCCAGAAAUCAAAAUAAUUGUGCCAGAACAACAGAUAAAAGAAGAGCAAGUGAUUAUACCAAAUAUAGAGAUUAUGGAGCCAGAAGUCAAAGAGCCUACACAGCCAUUAAUACCUAUUACACCCAAUGAACCUACAUCAGAGCCAGACAUUUUCCAAAAGGAUGAUGCAAAUGAUGUGUCAGACAUAAUGAUGACAGAAAAUAGCGCAGCUUUUACCUCAGUGGUUAUAGAUGUGACACCCACUCAAGAAAGUAUGUGGAAUGAUGAUAUCAUCCGACCAACAGAGAAAGUGCAGGAAGUUCCCCAACCAGUUGAAGAGGCAAAAACGCCUACGGCAGAGCAGCCAACUACCAUAAAGAGUGAGCGGCUCACAAAGACGUUAAUUCCUACAGUAAAUGUUUCCUAUACUGAUGACAGUAAACUCAGGAAAAUGGAUCAUGAGCAUCCACUUCUCAAGCCCCCCGUCUUAGAUAGAGGAAAGCCAAAGGAAGCACCCAAAGUGCCUCUGUGUGUGGUCCCUCCUAUUUCUGAAAGCAAAGAGCUUCCUAAAAAUGGGAAUAAAGAAUCAGAAUCAUUGGCGGAUAUGCUCAGGGGGGUCAAGAGUGAUUUUGAAAAUUAUACUUCCUCUGAGUCUGACAAACCCCAUAGUGAUCCACAGAAACAGACUACAAAAACAAAGGAACAGAGUGGGAUAGACAACUUCCCCUCUUUGUCAUAUAAAGCCUUAGUGCCAACAGAAGUAACAACAAUGCAAAAUGCAGUGGACAUCAGUUUUACUGAAGCUGAAAAAGUAAAACCACUCAAAGAGUCAAGGAUAGAGUCUUACAUCAUUGGCAAUGAACCAAGAGAAAGAAACUCUAUUGAAAGGCUUGCUGUCAAACCCCCAACACCCCCCAGGAGUCCCAGCAGUCUCCGCAGGUUCACUUCAAGGACUCCCCCUGCCAUUACUGUGGAUGACCCUCCUAACAGUGAGAAGACAGUGUUGGAGCAGAGUGGUGGAGACACCCCAACGUCCUCCCUGUCCUGUGAGAACAGCCCCAGGCUGAAAAGAAGGGACAGUCUGACCCUCAUCCGCUCUGCCACGCCUGAAGAGCUUGCCUCUGGAGCUCGCCGCAAGAUCUUCAUCCCCAGGGAGGGAGAAGGGGUUGGGGUAGUGGUGGCACUGGGUGUGGGUGGUAGUCCACUAGACACCCAGGUCAAGAAGGAGGCUCCAUACAUGUCGCCCAGUCAGGCUCGCAGGGCAGCGUUGCUGCAGGCCCCAACAGGCUCACAGACCCCACCGCUAGAGAGACGCUCCCCUCUGCUGAACCGUAGGAAGGCCACCCUGGAGGUGCCCAAAGUUGUGGAGGAGAUCAGCACAGAGGAGCCAGAGAGCCCCAAGACUGAGGUCAAACCUCCUGAGGAGAAGCGGAACCCCUUCAAAGGUAAAACAAUAAAAUAGGAAAAUAAUGAGAUUUUGUUUCAUUUGAAGUUAGUUAGUUUUACAUUAACCCAAUAUGGUUUGUUUUUCUCAUCUCUUGGUGUUGGUACCUCAGGGAGUGUAUAGUAGACACGUGUCUCCUAUCAGAGUGGGCUGAUCAGGAAGCUUCCACUGGAGGAAGUGAAAAUGUUAGAGAGUAUCAUGUACAGUAUAUCUUUACCUUGUUGUCCCCCCUCCCUCUCCCACCAGCUCCUCAGGUUAUCCGUAAGAUCAGGGGAGAGCCCUUCCCAGAUGCCUCAGGACACUUGAAGCUCUGGUGCCAGUUCUUCAACGUGCUCAGUGACUCCACCAUCAAGUGGUACAGGGACGAGGAAGAGAUAGUGGAGGUGAAAAGAAGGUAAAUCCCUAGGCAAUCUCCCAUCCCAGAGUUUACAGUAUUUGCUUGCAAUACAAUCUAGUGGUGAAAUCUCAUUUAUACUCAAUCUGAUCAAAGCCAUCAUGUAGUUACAGUGUUAGACACCUGCCCUCUGAAAACAGUUGCUUUGUAAAGUGAUACAGUAAACAUUCAUUAACAGCCCAAUAUGCUGGUUAAUCUGGGCCAUGUGCUAUAUAUGAAGGACUAAUGUUGUGAAGAUGAACAGCCUUUAAUUAUACCAGCGUGUCAAUUACACAGCCAUGCCAUUCUCUCAUUCUCAAUCUGAGAGGUAUCCAGCGCAUGUGACCAGGGAGCCAACACAGCUCUGAGACUUACUGUGACGCAAGGUGAAGCUUUGGCCAGACAAAGCCACUGUAAACUGAGACACUCUAUUUCGCAAUCACCAGGGGGCAUUCAAGUCUAGAUCUGUGCUAUUGGCUGCUGGGUCAGCAAAAUCUUCCCUCACGCAAGCACGCACGCAGCACUACUGUCUGUCUCAGUCUCACAGUGACCUCUUGUGGAGGUGAAUACAAUAUUAAAUAUGCAGUGAGCGUGUGCCUUGUGUCACGUCAACCUGUUUAUCUUCCUUUAUUUCCCAGUGGAGGAGAUGAAAGCCAAGUGGCGCUGGCCAUCGUCCAGACAUCCAGUCGAGAUUGUGGGGUGUAUGGCUGCUCAAUCAAGAACGAAUUUGGGACAGAUUCCACUGACUUCCUUCUCAGUGUAGACCGUAAAUGAUGUCAACUAAACAUAAUUUUGAAAUCCCACAAUAUUAUUUCAACAGUUUUUUCCAUAAGUUACCAUUUGUGAUUGUUUUCUCUUCUUCUGCAGUACUUUCAGAGUACUUCCUGUGUGAGGAUUUAGAAGGUAAGCCUCACAGGCACUGAGAGGUUUAUACAGUAAUAACUUCUAUUUGCUUGCUGUAUUGUUGAAUACCUUAUGGCAAUUAUUCUAACAGUGUUACUGCUCCUGUGGAGAGUUUCUGAGAUUCAUAUUCUGUCCUUUACAGUUGGAGAAGAGAUUGAAAUGACUCCAAUGCUAUUCACCAAAGGCCUAGCAGACCCAGGCUACUGGGGGGAUAAGUUCUUUGGGCGCAUUAUGACACAGGAGGCCCACCUGGGAGAGGGCUGUGCACAUAAGGCCUGCAGGGCGAAGGUUAUCUAUGGCCUGGACCCUGUGUUUGAGUCCGGAACCACCUGUAUCAUCAAAGUACAAAGCCCCAUCGCCUAUGGGACCAAACAGGAGAGCAACCUUGCAGAGAGAAACAUGGAAAUGACUAAGCAAGUGAGUCUUAUUGUACGUGUAUGUACAGUACAUUUAAUCACAAGGACAGCUCUCCUAUAGAGUUAUGUAUUGCUCUGACUCAGCAUUUCUGUGUCAAGCUUGCAAAAAUGUACAAAAUUGGUCAGCUGUUGUUUGGUAUUGCAACAUAUGAAGUAAUCUGUACUGGGUCGUAUUUAUUAGGCACCAAACAGAAUAAAAUUGAUUGAAACGGGGAGGGAAGGGACUACCUGAACUUUCGUUUUCCGUUGCAAAACGUUUUGAAUAUGAAUAUGACCCUGGUCAUGUGGUAUUAUAGAAUAAUAGCAUUCAGGUACUAAGUCACAGACUGAGUCCAGGGUUCAUACCAAUGCCUAACUGGCUUUGAUUAGUGUAACAAUUGAAUUGGAGAGCCUCAGUGUAGAGAAAAAGCAUACAGUGAGGGAAAAAAGUAUUUGAUCCCCUGCUGAUUUUGUACGUUUGCCCACUGACAAAGAAAUAUCAGUCUAUAAUUUUAAUGGUAGGUUUAUUUGAACAGUGAGAGACAGAAUAACAACAAAAUAAUCCAGAAAAACGCAUGUCAAAAAUGUUAUAAGUUGAUUUGCAUUUUAAUGAGGGAAAUAAGUAAAGCCAAUGGCAGAGCCAUUUCUGGGAGCCAGAAAUCUUUCUGAUUGAGAGGGGGUCAAAUACUUAUUUCCCUCAUUAAAAUGCAAAUCAAUUUAUAACAUUUUUGACAUGCGUUUUUCUGGAUUUUUGUUGUUGUUAUUCUGUCUCUCACUGUUCAAAUAAACCUACCAGCAAAAUUAUAGACUGAUAAUUUCUUUGUCAGUGGGCAAACGUACAAAAUCAGCAGGGGAUCAAAUACUUUUUUCCCUCACUGUAAUAAAAUGUGCCACAAAUGCAAUGCAUCUUCGCAUUUUGUCUCACCAGGAGUGCAAAAUCCAAAACACAGUUCGAGAGUAUUGCAAAAUCUUUGCAGCUGAGGCGAGGGUGAUUGAAAACUUUGGCUUUUCACUGGAGUAAGUAAUAUUUAUAAUGAUUGCAAAGUAUAUUUUGAUCAUUAAAAAAUUCUUUUUUAUGAAUAUUUUUUAAUGAAUACACUUAUCAAUGAUCAUUAUCAAUACACAAUAUUAUGAGUAAAAAAACGACAGAGUAUGAUUAUGUAAUUAUUUCCCUGCACGUGCCAACACCUUUCUGUACACAGUGUGAGCCCUCUCUAUAUGGUGUACCGCCCUGCCAACUCUGUCCCCUACGCCACUGUGGAGGCUGACCUGAAAGGCAUCUUCCUCAAGUACUGUAUGAUGGAUGCCAAAGGCAGGCUGAUCACCAGAGCCACCUCAGAGGUGGAAAUGAAAUGCUGCUCAUUCCAGCAUUGGAUACACCAAUGGACAAAUGGCAAUUUACUGGUUACUGGGCUGGAGGGUAAGAAAGAUUAGCAGACAAGGUCAUUCUCAAAAGAAAAAGAUUAACAAAGUCAGUUCAAAUAACAAUAUGAUCCAUGUGAUUUGUUUCUUUCAGGUGUUGGACCGAAGAUCACUAAAGUUAGAAUCAUCACGAAAUCAAAGGGGUUUGUAUAUCGAAAUAUCAGAAUAAUAUACACUGCUCAAAAAAAUAAAGGGAACACUAAAAUAACACACCCUAGAUCUGAAUGAAUGAAAUAAUCUUAUUAAAUACUUUUUUCUUUACAUAGUUGAAUGUGCUGACAACAAAAUCACACAAAAAUUAUCAAUGGAAAUCAAAUUUAUCAACCCAUGGAGGUCUGGAUUUGGAGUCACCCUCAAAAUUAAAGUGGAAAACCACACUACAGGCUGAUCCAACUUUGAUGUAAUGUCCUUAAAACAAGUCAAAAUGAGGCUCAGUAGUGUGUGUGGCCUCCACGUGCCUGUAUGACCUCCCUACAACGCCUGGGCAUGCUCCUGAUGAGGUGGCGAAUGGUCUCCUGAGGGAUCUCCUCCCAGACCUGGACUAAAGCAUCCGCCAACUCCUGGACAGUCUGUGGUGCAACAUAGUGUUGGUGGACGGAGCGAGACAUGAUGUCCCAGAUGUGCUCAAUUGGAUUCAGGUCUGGGGAACGGGCGGGCCAGUCCAUAGCAUCAAUGCCUUCCUCUUGCAGGAACUGCUGACACACUCCAGCCACAUGAGGUCUAGCAUUGUCUUGCAUUACGAGGAACCCAGGGCCAACCGCACCAGCAUAUGGUCUCACAAGGGGUCUGAGGAUCUCAUCUCGGUACCUAAUGGCAGUCAGGCUACCUCUGGCGAGCACAUGGAGGGCUGUGCCGCCCCCCAAAGAAAUGCCACCCCACACCAUGACUGACCCACCGCCAAACCGGUCAUGCUGGAGGAUGUAGCAGGCAGCAGAACGUUCUCCACGGCGUCUCCAGACUCUGUCACGUCUGUCACGUGCUCAGUGUGAACCUGCUUUCAUCUGUGAAGAGCACAGGGCACCAGUGGCGAAUUUGCCAAUCUUGGUGUUCUCUGGCAAAUGCCAAACGUCCUGCACGGUGUUGGGCUGUAAGCACAACCCCCACCUGUGGACGUCGGGCCCUCAUACCACCCUCAUGGAGUCUGUUUCUGACCGUUUGAGCAGACACAUGCACAUUUGUGGCCUGCUGGAGCUCAUUUUGCAGGGCUCUGGCAGUGCUCCUCCUGCUCCUUCCUUGCACAAAGGCGGAGGUAGCAGUCCUGCUGCUGGGUUGUUGCCCUCCUACGGCCUCCUCCACAUCUCCUGAUGUACUGGCCUGUCUCCUGGUAGCGCCUCCAUGCUCUGGACACUACGCUGACAGACACAGCAAACCUUCUUUCCACAGCUCGCAUUGAUGUGCCAUCCUGGAUGAGCUGCACUACCUGAGCCACUUGUGUGGGUUGUAGACUCCGUCUCAUGCUACCACUAGAGUGAAAUCACUGCCAGCAUUCAAAAGUGACCAAAACAUCAGCCAGGAAGCAUAGGAACUGAGAAGUGGUCUGUGGUCACCAUCUGCAAAACCAGUCCUUUAUUGGGGGUGUCUUGCUAAUUGCCUAUAAUUUCCACCUGUUGUCUAUUUUAUUUGCACAACAACAUGUGAAAUGUAUUGUCAAUCAGUGUUGCUUCCUAAGUGGACAGUUUGAUUUCACAGAAGUGUGAUUGACUUGGAGUUACAUUGUGUUGUUUAAGUGUUCCCUUUAUUUUUUUGAGCAGUGUAUUUAGGUUGUCAUAUGGAAAUACCUAUUGAUGCUAUUAUUUGAAGUAGGCCUAUACUGUGCUAAUGUUUUACUAGUUGGUCCACAUCAUCUUAUCCAACUCUUAGUUAUGAAAUGACUUCUGCAUUGCAGGUAUCAAGGCCUUACAGAUGAUGGUUCUCCUAAGGUGUUUGAGCAGUUCCUGACCCAGCAUCAGUGUAACUACUACUGUGGGCUCCUCAGCCUGAGAACCCUGAAGCCCAUGGACACCCUGCAGCAGCCCCCCAAGAUCAAAGGCUCCCGGAGCCCCCUGCUCGGCAGGAAGUUGUGCUCGUCCAGCCCUCAGCACAACAGAAAGUUGGGCUCAUCCAGCCCCCAGCUGCAGAGAAAAGGACUGAACAGCCCCUUGACAACCAGAAAGGCCACCUCCAGCCCAAAGGUGCCAAGAAAGACUGGGGAGACAGAUGACAACCAGUCCACAGCCAAACCCAAGGCUGAGGAGAGUCUCAAAGUUGUGGUAUGAGGUAGCAACGUCAAAAGGGAAUACAUAUCAAAACAGCUUCCCUUUUCUUUCACGCAAACGUUAAGCUUAUUUAUGUUUUCCUGUCACCCAUUGCUGUAUUUAGUUGGGUUGAAGCUAGGACGACCAGCAUGGCCUUGAACAAAAUGUUACAGAGCUUGUGCCUGAAAAGUCUUUAUCCAAGAAGAAGAGACAAACAGGGAGGUUAGUUAAAAUCUAGGGAAUAAGUCAAUGACCCACCCUAUUGGAUGGUUAUAUAACAUUACAUUAUUUCUCAAUAACCAUCAGUAGUAGUAAGAUACUCCCCGUUCUCCAGCUUACUGCUGAAACGGUUUAACUGAGUGGAGGAGGUACAGUACCUUUAAGAAAACUUCCAGCACUAAGGAAAUGGGACACAGUUACCUCACAUCCAUUACUGUCCUCUUCAAAAGAAGAGACUUAUGAAGUGGUUGCAACAAUGGUGCUGGAUACAAAGCCGUGGCCGUAAGCAGAGCUUUAAUAGCUUGAUGCAGAUGCAAGGGGAGUGAAGUGCACCAACUGCCUUGUACAUCUGAGAUGUAUAUGUCUUGGUCAUUGAAAUUGAAAUUGUUGAUCAUCCAUUGGAUCUUGGUGGUAUAGCAUGCUUUACGUUUUUCUAUUAUGGCAGUAUUAUGUCCUAAAACUAUGCAUUGCAGUCUUCCAAACACUGAGCAAAGACAACACUACUCUUGCCUCUUUACUGGGAAUUUGUUUUUGUGCACUUUUUUUGUCAAUGUUUUCUUGCCUUUUGAAAACUGCCAGGUUUUUGUAGUUCAGUUCAUUUUUGUUGAACUUUGUUCAAACCCUGUAAUCUGUUCAUUGGAAAAGAACAUGUUCACAUGCUUAAGUCUGAACAGUACAGUACACCAAUCCCCUUAACCUGGUUCUUCAAAGGAUUGGCUCUUGUCAUGAUAUUUAACUGACAAAGCCUUGAGUGUUGAAGAGCAGUAAGGGGAUUACGGAAAUAAAUGCUGUAACUUUGGAAUGCACAUGUUUGGUGCCAUUUAAACAAAUAGGUCAACUCACAAAGUGAAAGAAUAAGAGCUAUAAUAUGAGAACCAUGUACAAACUACUUUGGACCUGGCCCAUUCUCACAGUAAAGCAGUAGCUCACCUCCAGCUGACUUUUGUGACUGAAAAUUAUAUGCAUUCACACCAUUCACACUACUGGAG